Molecule: messenger RNA, 1038 nt
Organism: Aphanomyces invadans
Lineage: Eukaryota; Oomycota; Saprolegniomycetes; Saprolegniales; Verrucalvaceae
Exons: 8
Coding region: 22-1017 (331 amino acids)
Source: RefSeq, a predicted model, not a curated record
CCGCAGCCGCCGCCGCCACAGAUGGACCCAACCACUUCUGUCCGCGAGAGCACCGCGCGAGUUGUUGAAAAUGCGGAGCACGUCACAAUCCACAAGGACAGCGUCGUGGCGCUCGCGGACAAGCUCGAACGCAUCUACCUUCGACAGAAAGAUUCGCUCCACGACCAAAUCGCGUGGGAUUAUGGCGAUGUCCACUACUACGAGGACGCCAACGACGGCGGUCCGCUGACGUGUCAAUAUGUGUUUGUCCUGGACGCGCUCAACUUUUGCUUCUGGCCCACUCCCGACAUGGAGUACGAGCACUUGGCCCGUGGGCUCAAGACCGCGGUCCUUCACGACCGUUCGGCUUUGGAUGCCUCCCGCCUCGCCAACGUCACAACCGAGACUGUGGCCUCCUGGUUUGCCCCUUUCCACCCUCCUCAGCUCGAUGAACGGGUGCGAAAAGUGCAAGAGUUGGGCGCAGGCCUCGCGCGGUUCUUUGACGGGCUCGCGCUCAACCUCGUACGUGCGAGCAAGUUCUCGGCCGUCGAAUGCAUCCGCCUCGUGCUGGCGCACUUUCCAGGCUUUCAAGAUCAUGCUGUGUACAAAGGCGACCAAGUUUUUCUGUACAAGCGAGUGCAGAUCCUCGUGGGAGACGUCUGGGCUGCGUACGGCCGCCAUAUUGUCGACAUGGCUGUCCCGUCGACGCACGUUGUUGGGGGCUUCUACGAUAUCGAUCGACUGACCAUGUUUGCCGACUACCGCGUUCCCCAAGUGCUCCGGCCGGAAGGCGUGCUCCAGUACUCGCUUGCGCUGGAGGCGCUCAUUCAGGCAAAAACACCCAUCCCGUCGGGCAGUCAGAUGGAGAUUGAAAUACGAGCGAGCACGAUCCAAGCCGUGGAACGUGUCCAUGCUGAGUUGGUUGCAAAGGGCCAUCACGUAAAAGUGAUUGAGCUCGACUGGCUGCUGUGGCAGAUCGGGGAACGUGCGAAAGACGCGCUGCCGCCGCACCACCGCACGUGGAGUGUCUUUUAUUAAACAACACGAUUCGUUCCGAGA